Molecule: messenger RNA, 1775 nt
Organism: Purpureocillium takamizusanense
Lineage: Eukaryota; Fungi; Ascomycota; Sordariomycetes; Hypocreales; Ophiocordycipitaceae
Gene: CAF17
Product: ccr4 associated factor
Exons: 1
Coding region: 452-1666 (404 amino acids)
Cellular component (GO): mitochondrial matrix
Molecular function (GO): protein binding
Source: RefSeq, a predicted model, not a curated record
ACCGGCCGCCUAUCAGCAACACACCGUCGUCCGCGGAGCAUGGUCACUCAGGCGCGUCUUAUCAAUCAGUCAUCGGCACUUGAGCACGCCGACGCCCGAGGCCAUGGCCCGCCCCACGGUUCCCGUGGUCGUGUCGGGUAUGAUUGGACAAGUUUCCCUGUCUUUGCUGGCCGAUGGAAGUGGCACGGAGUUUCGGGCUUUGAGCCCGCAAGUCUGGAGGUCGGCAGAGCUCGAGGUGCCGACGCGCCUCCGCCGCCACGGCACGUGCGUGUCAUGCCCGCCCGCCGGCUCUCCGCCAAAACCGCUGACCAAAAUUCCGCACCCACAAAGUCCACCACCUGGAGCUCCUAUCGCACGGGCGUCUCUUCCCGCUGCGACACUCCGCAUCGCCUAGUCCUCCAUAGCACGACGUCAAUUGCUUCGCCCGCCGCCGGGCCAAUCCUGCUCCGCCAUGAGCGCCGUCGCCAAGCGCGCGUUCGGCGCCCGGGCCAGCAGCCGCGCCGUCUGCCCGAGCUGUCGCCGGCAGCAACGACAGCAACAUCGCACCUUUGCCAACGCCCGCUCACCCGCCUCGCCACCGCCCAAACCUCCGUCGUCAGGCUUCGCAGCCUUGCCAUCGAGGCAGCUGCUGGCCGUGUCAGGGCCUGACGCGCCUAAAUUUUUACAGGGCAUCAUCACGGCCAAUGUUGCGCAGCCUGAUGGCCUGCCGCGGACGGAUGGCUUCUACACGGGGUUUCUCAAUGCGACCGGCCGAGUGGUGCACGACGUCUUCAUAUAUCCGUUCAGCAGCGGUUCGGGCCUCCCCGUCGAGGAUAAUGGUUUCCUGAUAGAGGCGGACGCGAGCCAGAUGGGGCGGCUAGCCAAGUACAUCAAGCGGUACAAGCUGCGGGCCAAAGUCGCCGUCCGGAAUAUCACGCCCGACGAGGCGAGCGUCUGGCACGCGUGGGACGACACCGCGAGCUUCAGUCCCCAGGCGAGCGAGUCUUCAAUGGUGCUCCAAGAUCCUCGCGCGCCCGGACUUGGACACCGUGUCAUCCAGCUCGACGGCACCAAGACGCCCGGGCUGGACCUCGAGCAGUCGAACGAGGACGCGUACACGAUCCGGCGCUACCUCAAUGGCGUACCCGAGGGCCAGGACGAGAUUAUUCGCGAGCAGGCACUGCCUCUGGAGAGCAACAUGGAGCUGAUGAACGGCAUCGACUUCCACAAGGGCUGCUACGUCGGGCAGGAGCUCACCAUCCGGACCAAGCACCGGGGCGUCGUGCGCAAGCGCAUCCUCCCGUGCAUGGUCUACUCGCGGGACAAAGCGGCGCCGCAGUCGCUGCUGUACGAGCCCGGCGAGCCCGAGGGGUCGCCGUCUUCGGACCCGCCCGUCGAGCGGCUCACGGCGGACAUGAUCCCCGGGGAGACCAGCAUCGGCCGGUUUGGCAAGCGGGGCCGCAGCGCGGGCAAGUGGCUCGCCGGCAUCGGCAACGUCGGACUUGGGCUCUGCCGCCUUGAGAUCAUGACGGACGUAGUGCUGCCAGGGGAGCAGGCGGCCGCGACAUUCACCCCGGACAACGAGUUUGUGUUGGAAUGGGGCGAGGAGGAGAGCAAGAGCAGCCUCAAGGUCAAGGCCUUUGUGCCUGGGUGGCUGCGACGCGGGCUGGACGGCUCGCAGCAAUGACUGUAUAAUCUGUAAGCUGUUGCAUUUGUACUACAUUGUACCUGUAGGACGACAGAGGAUAGCCGACGACGGCUUCUCCAUCGAGGCAUACACAUUUCCCUGCCAUGCA